Molecule: messenger RNA, 811 nt
Organism: Vigna umbellata (rice bean)
Lineage: Eukaryota; Viridiplantae; Streptophyta; Magnoliopsida; Fabales; Fabaceae
Source: RefSeq, a predicted model, not a curated record
AUAUAUGAUCAGUUGGAAUCAAUCUUGAUCUGUAUAAAUUCUCUUGGUAGUAAAAACUACAAAUUUGAACAUCAUCUCAUUUCAGGAGAGAAAGGAAAGGGAAGAAGUGGGGUGUCUCUUCAUUAUAAAGGAAGCACAUUCCAUAGGAUUAUACCAAGCUUUAUGGUCCAGGGUGGUGAUUUCACCCGUGGUGAUGGAAGAGGAGGAGAAUCAAUCUAUGGUGACAAGUUUGCUGAUGAAAACUUCAAGCUGAAGCAUUCUGGACCAGGAUAUUUAUCUAUGGCGAAUUCUGGGCAAGACACCAAUGGCUCCCAGUUUUUCAUAACCACAGUUAAAACCAGCUGGCUGGAUGGACGCCAUGUUGUAUUUGGCAAGGUACUUUCUGGUAUGGACGUAUUGUACAAGAUUGAAGCAGAAGGAAGUGAAAGUGGCUCGCCUAAGAACAAGGUCGUCAUAUCAGACAGUGGAGAAUUAACUUCAUGACAUGGUUUAUUUAUACAAGUUGAGAUUAUUCUACUGUGUUAACGAGCCAUCUUUGCCCAACACCAUGAUUCACAAACUCUGCAUAUUUCAUCAUUCAGUAGAUGAAUAAGUUUGCAGAUAUUAGUGUAAUUUAAGUCUGGAUUGUUGUUUUUGCAUGUUUGUUUGUCCACACUAGUCUUGCUAUAAUGGAAAACAAUUAGAGAUUGCCAGAGUGGGGAUACUCAUCAACAAUAUGCAUCAGGCUGUAGUGUGUUAUCUGAACUUUUCUUAUGUAAUAGGUACGAGGAUAGAUUAUUUAUUCAAGUGCAUCAUGUCGUGUCCUCUGCUA